Molecule: messenger RNA, 2411 nt
Organism: Hippocampus comes (tiger tail seahorse)
Lineage: Eukaryota; Metazoa; Chordata; Actinopteri; Syngnathiformes; Syngnathidae
Gene: tapbpl
Product: TAP binding protein like
Exons: 9
Coding region: 874-2160 (428 amino acids)
Biological process (GO): antigen processing and presentation of endogenous peptide antigen via MHC class I
Cellular component (GO): membrane
Source: RefSeq, a predicted model, not a curated record
AACAUUAGCAAUAGCGAAUAAAAGCAAAUCCAAUUUUCACCGAGUGAGUUGUGUUUUUGAUUAGUUAUCCAUGCCAGCAGUGAAGGACCGACCAGAAUAAAACAAUAAAUGCUCUUCCACUAGAUGGCAGAGGAAAGCAUGAAAAUCCACCCUUUGCCAUUCCUACGUAAGAAAAAUGUCUGCGUUUAACUGAACCGGCCCACAUUUUACACCAAGUGCAUUUAGGAGUACAUUUAGACAAGAGCCUCAAUAGUAUACAGCAGAGGCUUCACGCUCGAUUUCAUUGUAUUCUGUGACCGAAUUUGGAAGCCAAUUAAACGUUUUUGGCUAAAACAACCUCAAAUGCCAUUAAUCUUCAGCUGCCACCCCCGUGGGUCGUGGUUUUAAGAAAUAAAAUGGCGCUGUUGUACAGUAACAUAAUAUGAGCGAAUGUAAAGAAGCAAAGUGCUCUUAUAAAGUCGACUUAGAAUUGGUCACUUCGCAUACGAGUCGUGGCUCAAAUUUGGACAAAUUCUACUUCUUGUUUUGCUGGAAUUAUUCUCAAGUGUUUUCCUUUCACUUUCAGAGCCGGGCGUUAUAUGGAUUUUGCAAAAGGAGGAUCUUGUUUUCCACAGCGACUUCUCUACCACGAGCCUUCGACUUUCACUUUCCCUCUUGACGCACUUGUUUUGCGCAUGCGCCAACACGAGCGAGACGGCAACCGUCACAACAGUACCGAGUAUUUCAAUUCUGUCUUAGGUUCGUCGUUUUUACUGUACUCUACCACAAUAUCUUGUCGUGUGACUUUAAGAGUUACUUUAAAAAACAACUCUAGUGUGUGUCUGUCUACCUGAACGUAACGAGUUUUGUUCGAAUCGAAAGUGAAAGUANGCCAUGACGGUGACAGGAAUCCUUUUGUGUGCAUUCUUCACGACCUGCGUGUGUGCAUCUGGGGUUGCAGAUGUGGUUCUUUCCUGUGAGUUCAUAGAAGACUCGGUGGGACUGCGCGACAACUUCGCCAGAAGUCCAGCCACCCUCAUCUUGAGAGAAGUCUUUGUUGGUUCCCUUGAAUCCCUUGAAGCGUUGACUCCGUUUGUCCCGCCGUCCAACUCGGAUCCACGUGUCAUCAUGUUUGAGUCCAAAGUAUCAUCAUUCAAGAUUCCCAACAUCGACAUUCUGCUCCACGCCGAUUGCAACGAGCGGGAGGUGAUGUGUGAAAUAAGCAGGUACGCUCCCCAUGGCUUGAAGGAAAGGUCAGAAUCGGACCAUUUCCUGGUGUCCAUCGACGUGGCAGGCGGGGCUUUUGGCACUUUGUUAAUCCUGCGUGCCGUGCCGCAAGCCGAUGACCAAACGAGCCGGAUGAAUCCCGAACUGGGCCUGCCUUUGAGCCAGACUGGAACGAUGCUAACUGAAGUGUUAUUUCUGGUGUUUUCCACUGUCAAGUCUCUGUCUGCACCCUUGCGAGGCGCCGGCCUCCUCAAUUGCGGCUUCAGGCAUCAGGACAUGUCGCCCGAUGAGGAAGUGCACAUCGAGUGGCGCCAACAACAUCGGGGACGAGGGCAGAUCAUCAUCACGAUGGCGACGAGGCUGAACGAUCCGGAAGGAGGCGCAAUGGUGCGACACUCGAGCAAGGACUCGAGUAUGGAUGGCGCCCAGGUUGUGAGCGAGGGCAACGCUUCUGUGACCCUGAACAACAUUCAGGUUACAGAUGAGGGCGCCUACAUCUGCUCCGUCACGAUCGGCCCUUACCAUGGCCAGCAGGUGGUCAAUCUCCAGGUUGUUCAAGCACCAAGUGUUUCAUUCUCAGAGGAAAAGCUCAUUUUAAAGGGAAAUACAGCGCAGACCCUAAGAUGUCAUUGUCGUCAAUACUACCCUCUGGAUGUUCAGGUGGAGUGGCUGUCACAGUCUCCGACGGACGAGGAGCCCGCCAUCUUUGCCGAUCAGGGCUCGCUGUCCAGCCACCGGAAGCAUGGCGACGGCACGUACUCGCUCUCGUCCCAUCUCGUCGUGCCCCCCGACGUGGUCCCCGGGACCCGAAUCACCUGCAGGGUGUCCCACGUGGCCCUGGACGCUCCUGUUUCCGUCAGUAUGCUGGUAGAACACCUGGAAGAAGAUGGCUACUGGUGGGUGUUGUCAUUCUUGGGCAUCACUGUGGUGUUCUUCUACCAGGUCAUCAAAUAGGAACUCUGAUUUAUUGAAAUCUCAAUUAAAGCGGGUUAUUGGCUGUAUUUUCUACAAACACAAGACAUUUUGUUGACUGGUUUUGUUCGAGCAACAAUAAUUUCAUUAGUGACCAGUUCCAUCAACAAUCAUCAAUGAUAUUCGCUCCAACCUGGAAUGUCACUGGUGAUUACUCAUGUGGAAUGUUACAACAUAAAUUGUGGAUUUGUUUCAACCUAAAAUGGUUUCAAAAUUGGUUUGAGUGGGGAAAA